Molecule: messenger RNA, 2514 nt
Organism: Labrus mixtus (cuckoo wrasse)
Lineage: Eukaryota; Metazoa; Chordata; Actinopteri; Labriformes; Labridae
Gene: fblim1
Product: filamin binding LIM protein 1
Exons: 8
Coding region: 182-1345 (387 amino acids)
Biological process (GO): cell-cell adhesion
Cellular component (GO): focal adhesion; stress fiber
Molecular function (GO): filamin binding
Source: RefSeq, a predicted model, not a curated record
GGGAGGGAGGUACAGAGGGAUAAGGAGUGGCUUUCUGCUGAUAGUCUCCCUCUCUGCCGGAGUAAAACUUCUCUGUGUGGCAGCUCACAGGAGGGAAACAAACCAGACGUUUUGGAGAUACAGAACAGGGAAGGAGAGAGAAGAAAAGUUUCUCACAGGUUGUAGGUGGUGUAAUACAGUCAUGGCAUCAGCAGCUCCACCAAAAAGGAUGGUGUCCUCUGUCUUCAUCACUCUAGCUUCUCCUCAUCGAGCCACUCUGACACAACAGAAGCCCGCCCUCCAGGCUCACAGUGCACCUGCCAGAGAGAAGCAGCACACGGCUAUACGAGUCAGCCCGAGUGACAGCAUCCCCAAAGUCAGACAUAAGAAAGACUCACAGUCUGAGACUCACAGCAGAGUAGACAGCAGAGGCCAGACUCAUACCGAGGCCCCGGCCAGAGUCACAGACCCUCAGAGCCCAUCGCCUGCCCAACAUGGACCAAACAGAAGGAAGCUGCAACAAGAUGACAAAUCUGCUUCAGAUCUCAUCCCUCUUCCUCGUUCUGCUGCUGAGCCUUCAUCUUUGGGCAAAUCCCUCUCUGAAGAGUCAGCUUUUCCACCACCUCUUCCUACUCAGACACCUCCCUCCCAGCUUCAGACCCCACGACAGCAGUCCCCUAAAAACAAAGCGGUAGAAACAAUCACACCAUCUAUUGGAUUGAAACAAGAUGAUCGGUCCGAGGAGAUCCCUAAAACUGGCCAAAACACAAGCAGCCAGAGUAAAGAGGUGUGUGGCUUCUGUCGGAAACCUGUGGCUCUUUCUGAACCCGCAAUUGAAGCUUUAAACAGAACGUACCAUGAGGACUGCUUCCAGUGUAGAUCCUGUCACAGUCCUCUGGCAGGCAAACAUUACUACAACAAAGCUGGAAUCCCUCUCUGUGAAGACUGCUACCAGGCCAGUCUGGAGCUCUGCUGGGCCUGUGGGGAGUCAAUCACAGACCAUGUGAUCCGAGCACUAGAGAGAGCGUACCAUCCCUCCUGCUUCACCUGUGCAACGUGUAAACAGAAAAUAGGAGAGCAACCUUUUGCUCAAGGAGAAGUUGGAGAAGUGUAUUGUCUCCCAGACUAUUACAGGAAGUAUGCUCCAAAGUGUAACGCCUGCAACCAGCUAAUCAUCCCAAAAGAAGAUGGCACUGACAGCUAUAAUGUUGAGUGUCUGGGACACGCCUAUCAUGAGAAAUGCUACAGAUGUGAGGUCUGUGUCAUCCAGCUCUCUACUGAACCCAAUGAGCACGGCUGCUAUCCUCUAGAGGGGAAGAUGCUCUGUAAAACGUGCCAUCUGAACAUGGUCUCAGGCCAGCACUAACGCAGACCCGCCAUAAACUGCAACUAGGGGGGAAGUGCCAUGAAAAGGAUGGGAGACUGUGCAUGUGCUCUGGAAAACAAACAUUACACAUCUUCUUUUGUGGAACAAUAAUGAAAUAUGCCUCUUUUUUUACACUAUGUCAUACUUUUUUAAGAUCUUCCAAUUUGACCUUUAUACUUGAUAAUUUUGCACUCCAGUCUACAAAAUAUAGCCUAGCAGAUUUAUUUAUGUAACAUGAAUGUACAUAGAGCAUUAUUUGUUUUAUCUUUUUACAUCUCAAUCAAUAUACUGUUUCUCAAUUUCUUUAAAAAAUUCAUUUAAAAAAAGUUACCAAAAAUACAUUCAAAUACGUUAUCUCCCGACAGGCUCCAGCUAGAACCCUUAGACUAUGACCGAGUAUAAAGAUGUGGAAAAAAAACAAUACUUAAAUCACAAUGGUGUAACAUGUAAAACCACAAUCGAGUCAUUCUUUCCUUUAAACUGCACAGACUUAAUUAAGGUUGGUUGCAUGAAUUCUGUGGAUUGAUGGACUGAAUGUCAUCAUUCCUUAGGAUUGUUCUAUUCACUUACUCUGGUUAAGCAGACAAGAACAACCUUUAGACAACCAACCCAACUCAGCAACAAAAUUGCAAAAGAAAUAUGCUGCUCUUUACUUUCUAAGCCCCAGGAGCCUUUAAAGCAGAACAAUGGUUUUAAAAUAUUCAAGUUCAAAAGCUUCGUAGGUAAAUUUGUAAUGGUUGUAUAGUGCAACAGAGGAAAUAAAACCUGAAAGUAAUUAGGAAUGACCAAAACAAAUAGGUACUUUUGAUGUGACUGUCAUGAUAACGGACCAAAGGUGCUUACUAUUUUUAGCUCUUUAAAAUAAAUCAAAUUCACAUUGAUUUGCCAUUUCAACAUUAAAGUCUAAUUCAGAUCACACCUAACAUAUUUUUUUAAUUCUAGAACUAAGGAUUACAUGUCUGUGGAACUAUCUGUGUAUCGGAAACAUUUAUUACUUUUUUUUCUUUUUCUAUUUUUUUUAAUUUGUAUUUCUUUGAUUGAACAAGGUUUGUACUUUUAUGGUGUGUAUUGCCUUUAUUUUUAUCCAGACGUUAAAUUAAGACUGUUUAAUUUGGGAAGAAGCAAAAAAGUUGAAUUCAUCUAAAAUAAAAAACGACCUUGAAAGUUUA